GUCAUCACGGUGACGUCAGUGGAAACGCCCGCCUUUAAACAUGGCAGCGCGCGUGAUGAGCGUGCGAUAGUUAGUGCCGAAGUCCAGUUUCUUUACUGUCUAUGCGAAGUCCUCGCGUACAAUAUGGACAGGCAAGAGUUCACAGCCUCCCUUGUGGCAGGCGGUUGUGCGGGAAUGUGUGUAGAUCUCACUCUCUACCCUCUGGACACCAUAAAGACAAGGUUGCAGAGCCAGCAGGGCUUCUACAAGGCAGGAGGUUUCAGAGGUGUCUAUGCAGGCGUCCCGUCAGCUGCUAUAGGCUCCUUUCCCAAUGCUGCUGCAUUCUUCGUCACCUAUGAAAGCACCAAGUCGUUAUUCACAGGCUACAGUGCUACAAACUUGGCCCCCAUCACUCACAUGCUGGCCGCAUCACUAGGAGAAAUUGUUGCCUGUCUGAUCCGUGUCCCGACUGAAGUAGUAAAGCAGAGGACACAGGCCAAUCCCUCUCUCAAUACCUACAGGGUGCUCCUGAAUACACUACAAGAAGAGGGUUUCAGAGGCUUGUACAGAGGUUAUGGCAGUACAGUACUUAGGGAGAUCCCAUUCUCGCUGGUUCAGUUUCCACUCUGGGAGUACCUAAAGGCCGUGUGGUGGAGGAGGCAGGGGGGACGGCUGGACUCUUGGCAGGCGGCAGUGUGCGGAGCUCUUGCAGGCGGAGUAGCAGCGUUCGUCACGACUCCGCUAGAUGUUGCGAAGACUUGGAUAAUGUUGGCUAAGGCUGGGACCAGCACAGCCAGUGGAAACAUCCCAGAGGUUUUGUAUGAGGUGUGGAGGAGCCGAGGAAUACCUGGGCUGUUUGCCGGCAGCAUCCCCAGACUGACGUUCAUCAGCAUGGGAGGCUUCAUUUUCCUCGGAGCGUAUGAGAAAGUGCGCCGUACGCUUUUAUAAACACCAUCAGCACAGGACGCUGUGGACCGGUUUGUAUUGCACUGGUUUCUUCAACCAGACCAGGAGCAAACCGCAAACUACAGAUCAGUGGAGGUCGGUCAAAUCUGACUGAGAAACGCACCCUCUGUACCAGUCUUGAGGGCCACGGCGAGAACACCUGGUGCCUGGAUAAAAAGAUCACACAACACAGUGGUUUGCAUUCCUGCUCUCCAGUGCACAACAGAUUGAGUUGAACUGCCUGAAUUGCACUUAUGUUGCAACACAGAUCAAAUUCAAACUUGAUAGCAAGCUUACAUGGAUUUGUUAAAAAAGUAAUUUUACGGAUGUUUGUAUUAAAAUAUGACUGUGCUGGUAUUUAUCUACUGAGCUCAUCAGUAACAAAGUUUAAAUGCGUUACCAAUAUUAUUCCAGUGGAUUAUCAUUACAUGUUGAGUCUAGACUUUGAUCCCCAAGCUUGUUCUACCUGCUCCACUAUUAUUGGCUGAAAAAGACAGAUUAGUCCACAGGUGUGAAUGUUUGUCAGACCUGUCAAGAAGUGUGGGGCACAAGAACAACACCGAGCAUUUGUCUCCAGCCCUGCAGCUCUUAGUCAACAACCACCUUUCACUGGAAUGUGCUUCCUGUCCAAACACACAACUCAAACAAUACUGAUGAACGAGUGAAGAGCAAUGCUGUCGUUUACUUGGUAAAUGUAUAUCACAAAGGUCCACUGAAAUAAUAACAGGGUUGCAAAUUUAGCUAAACAUUAAAUUGUUACUCCACUCCUUCAGAAAUGAUUUUAAAUUGCAUAGAAUAAAAUAACAGAAAGGCUUCCUUCCUCGCAUGGUUCAUUAGCUGAGACAUUUCUCUGCAAAUAUAUAAAUAAUGUAUCAUUAAAUGAUAAAAACUCACAUUUUAAAACAUGCUUUUUUUCCUCAUCUCAAGAAUUUAAGCAACAGUGAUACACUAUUAUAUAUUUUAAAAUAUUGCAUUGUGAUAUACAUUUUUAUUCUUUUUUUAUUUUAGUAUUUUGUUUAAAUCCAAUUUUAGCGAACAUAAAAUACCAACUUUCAAAAGCAUAACAGGGUUGAAUGGCUGAGCUUGAUUAGUGCAGUCAACGCUAUAUAUAUUUUUUUUCUUUUUGCAAUGCUGUAAAAUAGUCACUUAGUCACAACUAUCAAUAUAGUAGUUUGAUAAUUCAAUUUUUGUUUAACCAAUUAAAUGUUUGUUCGUUUUAAUUAAUGAAAAUAUUUAUUUUUUAAUUCUUUAAUAGAACUGAGAAAAACUAGACCAGUGAAUUCAAGCUAGCUUAAAUGUGCAAAAUAAAAGAAAAUUUAUAUAUUUAAAGCUACUGGUGCAAUUUCCUUUUUUUCCCCCAACAACUCAAUAGAGUUCACUUCAAAGAACAUGGAAUUUGUGUUUCGGUGGCUUAGAAAUGUGAAGAGGCACUCGAUUCAGUCAUUUCAACCACUGUGCAUCCAAAUAAAAACACAAACCAGACGGCGUAAAAGAACAAAAUGUGACUUUAAUAAACACCUGCUAUUUUGACACUUCAACAGUUUUAGCCAUGUGGGUGAACGGCUGUGAUUAGAGUGGUGUUCAAUAAAUUAAUCUAGUAUAAAAUCCAAACAUCUGUAUAGUUAACCUAUUUGAGCUAGUUCACAGAGCUGGAUUCCAGUUAACCAGCUAACCACAUUAUCAGAGUACUGCUAUGGUCAACAGUUUUUGGGGUUAAUCUGGCAUUUGCUGUAAUCCAACUUUACAAAACAGUUCCCUAGUUUAGUAGUACAGAUGUUAUACUAUUUGGCCUAAAAAACAACAUUGGCUGUCGACAUGAACCGGUUUGGCUCAGGCUAUCUAAUAAAUGUAGCUUAGCAUUAGCUGCUUUAGUCUUUAGCAAAGACUAUGAGAGACUAGCUGACGAGGUGUUCACUUUUUCCUGCGUAUUCCCUUUAGGUGAAGACAUUCUGUGUGGUUGAGGUCCAGCACGCACAGCUUGAGUUUUCUAGAGAGACGCUCUUUCCCUUUUGUUAUCUGGCAGCAUUUAGCUUUGCUGCUAGCUAAAAUUCACUGUUAGAACCAGUCUCUCUAAAUAUUAUUUUUGGAUAAUUCAUUAUUUCGCCAAAUAUGUUAAAAAAAGAAUACAUUUAAAAAUUCAUUUUAAAUACCACAGGUAUGCGGGCAAGUGAAGCAGCUUUUGGUGGCGUGUACCUUUGUUAAAGGAAGAGCCUCGAUUGCAUCAGAAAAUGGGAAUUAUCAAAGUGCUUAUAUUAUCCCUUAUGCCAAUGUGUCAUUUUUGCACCAUAACGGACCUGAAAAUUCAAUGCAAAGCUCUUCCUUCAUCCCAUAUAUAUUCUGACAAAGUAAUAUUCCAGGUUAAACACCAGUUAGUUAUGGAAAAUACAAUAGCUUUUUUGUUUUUCAAAGUACAAAUUGAAAUUAUUUUGAUUGUAAAUGAUGCAAAGCAUUGUCUAUUUAGUGAAUUCCAAUCAUAAUUACUUAAGUAUCAUUUAUAGAGACUGUACUUACAACAACAACAAAAAAUCUAGCCAAUUAAACAUUUCAGAGAAAUAUGUAUUUUUUCAGUAAAUAUAAAUUUACCAAAACAAAUCCACUACUGGUCAACCACUACUGGCUGCGUUUAUCUGAUCAAGAAUACAGUUAUAUUGUGAAAUAUUAUCAUUGAACUUUUCUCUUUUAAUAUAAAAUAUAUUUGAAUUAAUCUUGAAACUUUUGCAAGUCACUUUUGAACAAUGUAAUGCAUCCUUGCUAAAUAAAAGUACUGUAGAUCGUAUCAAUUCCCAUGACUUUUCUAGACAUCACAAAAAGUAAAUUCCCUGAUAUUUCAAGAACCCCGUUUCUUGUUUUUAACCUGGAAUAUUCCUUUAAGGCGAUCUAUUUUGAUUGGGUUGUCUAAACUUCAAGUGCAUGAAAAAAAAAAUCCAUUUGUGAGAGCAUACAGACAUCUCCCAAUGUAAAACUGACUUUUGGAUUCUUUGAUCUUGUAAUAAGGCACUGCUUAUUAAACUGGGAAAAGCAAUAGAGAUCUGUUCAAAAAAAAGAAAAAAAAGAA
Messenger RNA from Carassius gibelio (silver crucian carp), 3979 nucleotides. RefSeq names its product solute carrier family 25 member 26 (gene slc25a26). The record is from RefSeq and is a predicted model, not a curated record. Gene Ontology annotation, cellular component: mitochondrial inner membrane. NCBI's taxonomy places the organism in Eukaryota, Metazoa, Chordata, Actinopteri, Cypriniformes, Cyprinidae. The coding region runs from base 124 to 927 and encodes 267 amino acids. Gene Ontology annotation, molecular function: S-adenosyl-L-methionine transmembrane transporter activity. The transcript has 10 exons.